GCCGCCGCGCCCGGGCGCGCGUCCCCAGCCGCCCCUCGCGCCCUUCCCAGCGCCUCAGCCCCGUCCCCCCCCGGAGCUCCCAGCCUCUCCCGCCGGCUCCUGGGCUCUCCGGAGGGGGCGGCGGGGCGGCGGCGACACGAGCUCUCCACAGCCCUGCCCGCGACCCUCCCCUCACGCCCGCUACGCUCUCCUCAGGGGGGCCUGGGUCUCCCCUCGGCCCUGCCCGCGACCCUCCCCUCAGGGGGGCUCGGGUCUCUCCCCUCAGCCCUGCCCGAGACGUCGCUCCCCUCAGCCCUGCCCGCGAUCCUCCCCUCAGCACUGCCCGAGACGCUCCCCUCAGGGGGGCCCGGGUCGGAGGCUCCCUCAGCCCUGCCCGCGACCCUCUCCUCAGCCCUAACCGGGUCGCUCCCCUCAGCCCUGCCCGCGACCCUCCCCGCGGCCCUGCCCGAGACGCUCCCCUCAGGGGGCCCCCGGGUCUCUCCCCUCAGCCCUGCCUGAGACGUCGCUCCCCUCAGCCCUGCCCGCGAUCCUUCCCUCAGCCCAGCCCGCGACCCUCCCCUCGGGCUGGUCCGGGUCGCGGCCGCGUUCGCUCGCCAUGUGACAGACCCGCGCGCCCACACGCAGCCCAACGGGUUCAAACGCGGCGCGGGCGGGGAGGAGCCGCGGCGUCUGCCCCCCAGAGGAGCUCGGAGCGUGGGGCCCGGCGGCGCCGAGCCCCCCAGUAGGAGGACGGCCGGGCUCGGGGCCCUGGCGGGAGAGCGGAGUCCGCUGUGAGGCCGUCGCCCGGCGCCCGCGGCACCUGAAGGUCUGCCCCCUCCACCCCCCCCACCCCCCCCCCCGCCGGCCGCAGACGUCGCCGGCGAGGACAGCCCGCGCCGGGGCCGCUCGCCAGGGGGCUCCGCCUCCCCUGCCAGCUGAGAUAGUUGAGUGCCUAUUAUGUGCCAGGCACUAUACCUAUGUGCAUAGGAAAACCCUUCUGGGUAAAACUCCAGUAUAUCAAUAUUGGUCAUCUCCAUUUGCUGAGAUAACAGGGGCAUCGAGCUAAUAUUCUUGUUACUAUCCAUUUGUAAAUACACUCAGUACAGGAUAAUUUGGUACAGUUUUUGACUGCAGAUAAUUUUUAACCAUGAUGCAUUUCAAAAGUGGACUCGAAUUAACUGAGUUGCAAAACAUGACAGUGCCUGAAGAUGAUAAUGUUAGCAACGACUCCAAUGAGUUCACUGAGGUAGAAAAUGGCCAGAUAAACAGCAAAUUUAUUUCUGAUCGUGAAAGUAGAAGGAGUCUCACCAACAGUCACCUGGAGAAAAAGAAAUGUGAUGAAUAUAUUCCAGGAACAACCUCCUUAGGCAUGUCUGUCUUCAACCUGAGCAACGCCAUCAUGGGCAGUGGAAUUCUAGGUCUGGCGUUUGCCCUAGCAAACACUGGAAUCCUACUUUUCCUGAUACUUUUGACUUCUGUGACACUGCUAUCGAUAUAUUCAAUAAACCUUCUGUUGAUCUGUUCAAAGGAAACAGGCUGCAUGGUUUAUGAAAAGCUGGGAGAACAGGUCUUUGGCACCACGGGGAAGCUGGUGAUCUUUGGAGCUACAUCUCUGCAGAACACUGGAGCAAUGCUGAGCUACCUCUUUAUAGUGAAAAAUGAACUGCCCUCAGCCAUAAAAUUCCUAAUGGAAAAGGAAGAAGCAUUUACAGCCUGGUACGUGGAUGGCCGUGUGCUGGUGGUGAUAGUUACCUUUGGCAUCAUCCUCCCUCUGUGUCUGCUAAAGAACUUAGGCUAUCUUGGCUAUACUAGUGGAUUUUCCUUGAGCUGUAUGGUUUUUUUCCUAAUAGUGGUUAUCUAUAAGAAAUUUCAAAUUUCAUGUGGUGUUCCAGCGUUAAAUGCAACAAUGAAUGCUAAUUUAACAAAUACUGAUAUGUGUACGCCAAAGUAUGUUACCUUCAAUUCAAAGACUGUGUAUGCUUUGCCAACUAUUGCAUUUGCGUUUGUCUGCCACCCGUCAGUGCUGCCAAUUUACAGUGAGCUUAAAGAUCGAUCACAGAAGAAGAUGCAAAUGGUUUCAAAUAUUUCCUUUUUCGCCAUGUUUGUUAUGUACUUCUUGACUGCCAUUUUUGGUUACUUGACUUUCUAUGAAACUGUGCAGUCAGACCUCCUACACAAGUACCAGAGCAGGGAUGACAUUCUCAUUUUGACUGUGCGGCUGGCUGUCAUUGUUGCUGUCAUCCUCACAGUGCCGGUGUUGUUUUUCACGGUUCGUUCAUCUUUAUUUGAACUGGCCAAGAAAACUAAGUUUAAUUUAUGCCGUCACGUCUUGGUUACCUUCAUACUCUUGGUUAUAAUCAACUUGUUAGUCAUCUUCAUACCCUCCAUGAAGGAUAUAUUUGGAGUCGUAGGAGUUACAUCUGCUAAUAUGCUUAUUUUCAUUCUUCCUUCCUCUCUGUAUUUAAAAAUCACAAACCAAGAUGGAGAUAAAGGAACUCAAAGGAUUUGGGCUGCUCUCUUCCUCGGUCUUGGGGUAUUGUUUUCGCUGAUCAGCAUUCCCUUGGUCAUCUAUGACUGGGCCUGCUCUUCCGGCAGCGAUGAAGGCCACUGAGAAAAGGAGACACUCUGGUCAUGCUGCUCAGUCCCUCACCACACAUCAGCAACCCCUCAUCACUUCCUUUGCAAGUUUAUAGAAGCAAACAGAAAUGACAAGAUAGAAGUUGGAAUACCACUUUGGCAGCAAAACAGAGGCCCAUUUGCAUAAUGUACAUUCAUGAUUUGGUAUCAUUUAAAGGAUUUUUAAAAAAAUUUUCAUACAAUCUUAUUUUCUGUUACUUUCCACAAUUAGUUUUCACAUUUUCUAGGGUUUUUUUUGUGGCCUCGUGGGUUCAAAACUUUUUUGUGGCCUCAUGGGCUCAAAACUUCACAACAUACAUAAUCGUCAAUCAUGUUUAUUUAUUAGGCAUCAGAUUUGGAAAUAGUUUUCCUACUGAUAUUUAGCUCACACUCUCUACCUUUCUAGAAGAGAAAAUUAUUUUGAAUUGUGUAUAUAUAUAUAUAUUUAUUUUGCUUUACAGAAAAAGAUGGUUUCGUAAAUAAUUUGCCUAUUUUGGUUAACAUAGCACACAGGAAUAAUCACUGGAAUGUCAGGGCAUGUGCCAUUGCUGGAUCAGAGUAUGCCCAAUAUUUGAGGUGGCUCUGAUCACCUGGCAGCUGGACUCCUGCAGUUCAGUGGCUGCACUAUCCUACAUGCCACUUUACACAGAGAGAUUCUCUGGCAAGUGUUCCCAACUGGGAAGAGAAAAGAAUGAGUUGUACCUUGGUGAAUAUAUUUAAUACACAUUUAUGUAAUAUAGCAAAUGUUUCCCUCCGGGCAAUUUGUGUCAAAGUUACUCUCAGUAUAACUCCAGUAGGAUAAAUUCACAGCAUCUUGGUACUAGGUUGAGAGGCAAGGGUACAACAUGCCUAAGAAAAUAACCCUCUGGUGCAGACAGCCUCAUUCAUACACCUGGAUUGUGGAAGGGAGAGAGCAUUUUAUUAAAUGAUAAACCCAGCAGUUUUUACUGAUGACUACCAGCUUUUGCACAGAGAAUAAUGUGUAUCUAACCAAGGAUGAUUUAAGACAAGUAAUUCCUGUUUUAUAUUGGGUACUUUGCGGGGGAGGGGGGUCUUUAAAAGACUUGUUUUAUAUCUAUAAAUUUAGGUUAUUACAAAUACAAGAAUUUUGUACUUAUAUAGCCUCAUUCCUAUUUUGUGUCUAUUACUCCAUCUUGGGCAGGGAAGGUGAGGACCAGCAGAGAGAUUUUGAGAGGAACUUGACGGGCGUCACUGUGUACCUUCCUUCCCCGACACGAGAUCUUGGCGCCUGUGCUCUUGUUCUUCUCCAGGGGCUGUUUAGCCCACACAGGAGGACAGUGUUGCCUCCUACUCCCUUCCUGCCCUUCCACCCUUGGGAGCAGAAGGAACUACACAGAGCCUGAGUGAGAAGAGGGCUGUAGGAAAGGGCAGCUGGGAAAGCAGUGGGAUAGGAGGAAACCCAGGAGCAUACCCCUGAGCAGAACCCUCACUGUGACUGGACUGUCCGUGUCACAAGGUAGGGAAUCUGUGAUCUCGUCCUUUUGAAACUCUACUUGGCUUUUAUCUGCAUGCGGAUUGAGUUUCUCAAACAUGUACGUUCAUGAGCACAGAUUUUCCCAGCCAGAGAUAAGGAGACUCUAACCACAGACUCUUGGGCGAGUUUCAGGGCACUUACCUCUUUAGUUAUGUUCCUCCCCUAGUAACUCCCCAUGUGUAACUCCCCAUGGGUCUCUAUUCCCUGGAAGCCGAAUGAACUGUCCCCUUCCUUCUUCCAACUAGUGUCCCGUGGGGAAGGCAGGCAUGGGAGCACUUUGUUACAAAUCCCGUGAGGAUGAAUAAAAGGUUAUCUCCUGCAUUUAUUGGUAGGAUCAUCACAGCUUUUAAUGUCAUGCUCCAGAAUUACAUCCACAUUAGGUCUGAGUUCAGGUAUUUCGAUACCUCGCCUGUUAAACCCACAGCCAUCGCUCUCCUUUCCAGAGGAGUCUUCCAUAGUAGAUGAGCAGGGAGAAACUGAGCAGAAGUUGGUCCUUGAGGCUUGACUAGAGCACUAAGGAAAUCGCUAGAUAGCGAGACAACCCUCCAUUUUAAAAACAAAUGUUUGUUUUCUUGUUGGUGUAUAACAAUUCAAUUUAUGCUUACAAGGUCAUUCUAGAAAAUCAUCACUAAAUCGUAGACGGUGUAGUGAUAUUUUUGGAACUCUGAAUUCUAUGUGUCAGCACAAGAAAUUUUUAUUAUCAUUGAAAAUAUAUUUAGAGGGGCACAUCGUUGUUGAAAUGUGUGAUAUGACAGAUUUUCAAAAUCUUUUUCUGUUUAUCUGAGCUUACUAUUGAUUGAAUAUAAUAGACCCUACUGUAAUUUGUCAAGUAUCACUGAGUAAUUAGAUCAUGUGUGUGGGAUUAGCUAUACAGUGUACUGCUCUUACUCUUGUUCAGAAUAGUGAACUGGUAGCCAAAAAAUACAUGUAUUGCAAAUACUAGGUAGAAUUUAAAGAACACAGUCAAGUUCUGUACAAGUUUUUUCUGCUCAAUUAGUAGACUAAACAAUAUUAUAUCUUAGCCAUGGGAGCAGCACGUUUUCCUUUGGUAGACAAGAGCUCAACUGUAGUGAACAUGACAGUUUUGUAUUUUGGAUUUAGAACUGUUCCCUAGCUUUUAUAAUAAACUAUGGUAAACCCCUAAUUAAUCUUAUUAAAAGUAGGGGUAGAAACAUGUGUACAAGAACGAAAUCUAGUCUUUUUAAGCAUGGACCAGUCCACAAUUUAUAAGCAAAUGAAAUCAUAAAACUGUAAGUUUUUACGGCUAUUUGUGACCUGUAACGUAUCUUCAUUUAGAAAGCAGAUUUUACGUGGUGGCUAGGCCCCCAGACUGUCUGUCUAGGCCAGAGUCCCGAGUCCAAUAAUUUAGCUGGUAUCAGAAAACACAAGAAAGUAUCUAACCACUAAAAGUAAUAUUGUUUUUAGCCGGUAUUUGUUCAGAGAUGUCAAGAAUAUGUCACUGCUAUUUAGCGGAAUUUGGACCGUCCACCCAGCUGCAAACUGUCCAGUGGAGGUAGGGAGGCACCACCGUGAGGUGACCAGUACAGGCUGCAGUAGGGUCUGCGGGAAAAUGGAAAAUGUAAACUCAAAGCCCCCUCCUGGCGGUAAGUGGGAGGAUGAGGAACCCAUUUUUGUGUUAGUUUUGGUUUGUUUUGCUUUUGUGGGGAGGGCCUGGGUACACAUCUGGCAGUGCUCAGGGCUUUCUCCUGGAAGUCUCUGAGCCAGGGAUUAGUCCCGGUGGAGCUCAGGGUCACGAUGCUGGGGACCAAACAGGGCGGGCUGCAUAAAACACAAGCACCGUAAGCCCUGCACUGUCUCCCCAGCCCCACCAAGGGCCUUUUAUGGUCGGGAAAUCCCGGGACAGCCCUGGUGAGCACCCUGUCUUCUUUCCCGAAGCCUCCCGUGGGCCUACUUCUAUUUUGGGCCCAUUUAUCUCUGUAGUUCACCUGCUUCCCUGGUGGCUGUAGAAAAGGGUGCUGCUGCAUGGCUUUUCCAUAUGCCAGCAGUUAAGCCAACACACAGCACUUUCAAUAGAUUUAUGCUAUGAGACGCUGUUGAGAAAAGCACCCCCAGAUAAAGUGGGAGCAUAUGCUGUCCAGGUGAGAGCACAGCAAGCUAGUGAAACCGGCUUCCAGGUAAUCAAGCUGCUUAGCACGUUUGGGAACUGCUAAGCCAGGAGGUCUCCUUUUUCCUCCCAAUUUACAGAGGAUGGCUCCUAGGACUCAGGGGGCCAAAGCGGGACCAGGUCUUAGGGAGGAAAGGGUCUUAGUAGUGGAGAUCUCGUGCUAAUUUUCCCUGCAGUGUGGCGCAGAGGCAAGCUGUUAAGGAAGGCCCUCUGCUUUCUGACGGCCUUUUGCAUGAGAUAUGAUGAAAACUGAAUUAAAUGAAGUGUUGGUUGUUUUGAGGGCACUCAAAAGAAAAUAUCCUUUGUAAAUGUGGCCUUAAAGGGAGCACAGCAUUCACUCCCAUCAAGAAUGAGAUCUGCAGCACGUUUGACCUGUGGUGCUCAUUCCUGUUCUCGUUUUAAACUGAAAGUCUGUACUGCAUAAAGAGAUACAAAUUUCUCUGAAGAAAAUGUGGCGCUCAGCUGCACCUUAGUAGCUCUGAGCUUGGAGUGCGUGCUUAGCUGGAGUGGGCCACAGCACAUUGAGUUGGGGUGCAGGCCAGGUCCCUGUCAUGGUCAGAUACUUGGUUGUCUGCCCUGCGCAAAAGCCACUAGUGUCCGUAGUUUAUCAGUGGCUUGAGGCUCUGAAAGACUUAAGUUUCAGGAAUAUAACUCCUCCGUUCCUUUAUGGUAAACUUAUAGCCACUUUCAAAAUAAAGAAGAUACAGACUUUGUCACUUAGCAAUGCUAGUAAUUUAUUUUCCUUAAGGAUGGCAGAGCUGAGAAUUCUUUAACAAUUCUAAAACACGCACAGUGAAUUACUGAUGGUGAUAUAAGGUUUUCAGGUACAAAUUGUGGGUUGGGUGGCUAACAACUGAAAAAUAUCAUUAACUCUAAGAGAGAAACUGCUUGAAAAUCAUGCAGAAUCCAUAAAGCUAGAUAUUAUCCUUUAGGGCUUUCUCAAAGGGAAGGCUGUGAAAUGGGCCCAUCUGUACACGGGCUUGAAUCUGUGUUGUUAAAAGGAAGAAUCUAUGCAGCUGAGGCUUAUUGUAAGAAAUACUUCAUUUGUAUAUAAAUAUAUUGUAAAUAAAUAGGAGGCUGUAUAUUUUUGCAGUUGUUAAUCCACACUGAAUUAGAAGUCCCUAGAAUCAGCAUAUCAAAAGUAAUUGUUUUCAUAGAUAGUGGUUUCAUUUGGGAAUUAGAGAAAUUUCCAGAUAGCAUAGUUCUCUCAAUGUAAACUUGGAACCUAAAAAUUUUACUUUGUUGUUUAGAAAGAGAAAUAUCAGAGAAAUAGUUCUGUUGAUUUCUUAUAUGGUAUUAGGAUAAAUUAUUUUAACAGUAGUGCUCUGACAAAUAAAUACAUAGACCCGAAUUAUUGUCAUAUAGUAAUAGUGCACCCAAUUGACAAUUGUUCUUUGGGUAAUAUUCUUUUAUUGUUAAUACUACUACCAUUACACAGUAUUUAUGAAAACAGAAGCUGAGGAAAAGAAUAUUGGAUUUUGUUUUUGCAAAACUCAAUUGUUGCAUUUCCCAGACUUCAGGAUCUUUGUAAGUGAAGGAAACAUGAAUAUUAACUGUUAGCACAAAUUGAUCAGAAAAGAAAUCUUAUUUUAAUCAAGAUUUGGAGACUUGCAUGUUUGCCUAUUAUUUUUAGUAUUGACUCCAACAUAGAAAGUCUUUAGUAAAUUUUUUCCCAAAAACACUUGGUACAAAAUUCACACUCUAUAGAGUCCAGUGUAUUUUAGACUUUAUCUGAGCCCAGUAUGUGUAGCACACCACCGUUUUAUUUGUGUAAAAACCUUGUACAUGAGUUUCAGAUAAGUUAUUUAAGUAAGUCACAAGUACAAAACUUUGCUAUUCAUAAUUAAUCAAGUUGGUUUUUUUAAGGAUAUGGUGUAAAUAAAGAAAUAAAAUAAGCUCUGUUCUAUAACUACUCUGUUAACAUAGUUUUUAAACAUUAAAAAUGUGAGCUUCAAAUAUUUAUGAAUUUUGUGUUACUUAUUUUGGAUGAAAUACUAAUAUGCAGGACGUUUGAAUACUGUUCACCCUCUUUAGGAUUGUAGGAGACAGAUAAAUACACACUGUCAGAGUCCUAGAACACUCUUAAGUUCACAAAAAAUUAUGUUUAAAUACUCAAACUUUUAAAAAUACUUCCAAUAGAAAUCCAACUGGGUUGAAACUUUUGUUCCUAUAUUUUUUAUAGUCAGAACAGCCUGAACAUAAUAAUUUUUAACUCAGGUUCAGUGAACCUGAAUGCCAAUUUCUGUGCUGUUUUAUAGAAGAGACUACCUACAUUACAGACACUGACAAAAUAGGGAAUUCCAUCAAUACUCCCAUUUCUCUGGGAACUCUUUGGGGAAACCUCCUUCAGCAUGACUUUUCCUUUGUCUGUAUUGGCUCCACCUCACGAUCCUGAGAAAGUUUUCUCUGACCAUGAGAAGUCACGGUUUGGCUUCACACUCCUUUCUGGAAGGGCAUUUUCAGGAGAGCCAGGGCCUUUUAUGGAGGAAGAGAAAAUAACAGAUUCUGAGGGUCAAUUUGAUGGCAUGAUUGGCUCUAGAAUUUUGAUAGAUACAGUGAUAUGAAGAACUAAAGCUGUACUCCCCACAAUGUUGUAAACACAUGAUAAAUCAAUAAAAUUUCAUUUAGGGAGAAAAAUUUAGUUUUGCAGUAAUUUGGAAAGUUCUGAUUUUUUUUCACCAUGGCUUCAUACGUAUUUGCUAAUGCAUAACUGUCUUGCGGUGGGUUGGUCUCCUCCUUCUUUAGGGGAUAAACUAGAGACUUAAUGGUAACUUUGCAGCUUAAGGGAGCUCUUUGCUUGCUAUCUAGAUUUAAAAUUCUGUUGUGCAUGGAUAGGACAGUCUGGAAAGAGGUAGAUCAAGUCCAAAUAAUUGGGCUAAUAUUUUGCAUGCUGAUAUAGGUAUCAUUCUUUAAUUUUUAUACUAAUGCAAAUUUGUAGUACAAUCUUCGUUGGUAGAAUCAGAACUUAAAAACAGCAAGUAUUUUAUCAAAACAUAUCUUAAAGCUAUAGCAUGAAGUAAUUUACACAGAUAGGAAAAUACAUAAAUCAUAUUUGGGAACAUAUAAAUGGCUCAAAAGACUGGAAAAAUCUCUCCCGGUGGUGGGAAAAUAAAGGUUACUCAAUAAAUAGUGAAAAGAAUGAUUAGUUUAAAAAAAAUUAAGAAAUGUUCCUAUGUUACUCCCAUAUCUAAAGAGAACAUAUGACUUAAACUCGUGGGUUUUAUUUUUUCACAAAGUUGAGUUUUGUUGGGGGAAGGGCUCGGGGCCCAUUGGCAGUGAUGGGGCUGUCCCAGCCUUGCCUAGGUGAGGUGUAGGGCUGGGCUCAACCUGGGAGUCGCACAAACAGCAUGCGUGCACCCUGCCCUUUGAGCCAUUUCUUAGAUCCAUAAGCAUAAAACUAUGACUCAGAUAAAGCAAUAGUGUAAAUUAUUUACCUCAUUAAUUAAGGAACAAGAUGUUUUGUAAAAAAUGGUUCAAAAAACUCUAAGGACAUACAAGCAAUCAAGAAUGCUAAGAAAGGGGGCAGGAGUGAUAGCACAGCAGGGAGGGCAUUAGCCUUGCACGCGGCUGACCCAGUUCGAUUCCCAGCAUGCUAUAUGGUCCCCCAAGCACCACCAGAGUAAUUCCUGAGUGCAUGAGCUAGGAGUGAUCCCUGUGCAUCACCGGGUGUGACCCAAAAAAAAAAAUGCUGAGAAGAUUUUGCUCAUAGAUGCAAGCUGGUUUCUCAACAGAAUUUUUUUGCUUCGCCGGACAAAAGCAUUUCUCUAUCUGUUUUCUUCAAUUUCCAUGCUUAUAAAAAGCUCAAACACAUACACACACACAAAGGAAAAUUUAUAUGGGAUCUGAUAACUGUGAAAGGGUGUCUAGUAUUACAUUGAUGCAAUCUGGUUUUGUUGUUUUGUUCCCCCUUUCAAAGUCUUCACAUUUUCCUUACAACUUCCCUUAUUAUGACCAUAAAAAUCCCAAAGAUUAUUCUUGGUCAUAAGAUGAUCCACUUCAUUAGAUUUUGCCUAAUUAUUUUCAUAACUGUUCCUUUUAUUUUAUUUUUUGGUUUUGGGGUCACACCCAGCAGUGCAUAGGGUUAUUUCUGGCUAUGCUGUCAGGAAUCAGCACUGGGGGUGCUCAGAGGACCCUAUGAAGUGCUGGGGAUCAAACCUGGAUCGAAUGCAUGAAAGGCAAGUACCUUAUCUGCUGUGCUAGCUCUCUGGCUCCCAUAACUGUAAUGAGUGUUAAGUAUAGAGAUUUCCUUGGAUUAUACACUGCAAGUCUAGAGCCAUGAGUAUUAAACUAGAGCCACAGAAUUAUAGUUGUAAAAGUUUAUUCUUCGCAAGCUCAAGACUAGGAAAGCUGGGGACUUCAUGAUGUUUUAUCAGCUUAUCUGUAAGUUUGGAUAAAUUUCUCUCUACCAUAGUUCUUCCAAAUUUGUUGUUUCCUACAAGGAUAUGACUAUUCUUCCCAAUAUAAGGCUGGUACUAGACUAAUUUUCUUUGGAUGAUUUUGUUGGCAUUGGUUCACUAAAUAAAAUCAACUUUUGUUCAUUA
Messenger RNA from Sorex araneus (European shrew), 10756 nucleotides. It is a transcript of the gene SLC38A1, whose product is annotated as solute carrier family 38 member 1. Lineage: Eukaryota; Metazoa; Chordata; Mammalia; Eulipotyphla; Soricidae. Bases 1127 to 2590 code for a protein of 487 amino acids. Gene Ontology annotation, molecular function: L-glutamine transmembrane transporter activity. The transcript has 17 exons. The record is from RefSeq and is a predicted model, not a curated record. Gene Ontology annotation, biological process: amino acid transmembrane transport; L-glutamine transport.